Messenger RNA from Paraphaeosphaeria sporulosa, 1062 nucleotides. RefSeq lists its product as uncharacterized. NCBI's taxonomy places the organism in Eukaryota, Fungi, Ascomycota, Dothideomycetes, Pleosporales, Didymosphaeriaceae. The record is from RefSeq and is a predicted model, not a curated record. Bases 1 to 1062 code for a protein of 353 amino acids. The transcript has 2 exons.
AUGUGCAACAAGAUCAACAACACUGACGUCUCCACAGAUGGUACCUACACCUCCCCACCACGCACAUCGCCAGCGCCAUACUUACCAAACGCGAACGCUAUCGAUAAACCACCAGCGGUCAUACCGGCGCCUCAAUUCGAGCCAGUGGAAGUCUUACCCGCAGCGAGUAUCCCACCGGCACCUACUCAUGCUCCGGUCGUCAUCGGUAUCGUAGCCGACGAAGUGACAUUCCUGCAAGGUUACUGCUCAGAGCCAGCAUAUACCAUAAUUGAUGGGCCAACAGCGGUUUGGAUGCCGGUCGUGGGAUGUAUGUCCACGAAAGGCGACUGUUGCCCAACGCCUCCAGUUGGCAAUGCUGUUGGAAGUGAGGAAGGGCACACACAAGACAUGAAGAAAGGAGGACAGUUUCUGGCCUCGCAACUGCCGAGUCAAGGCACACUGACAGGGUGUCCAAGAGAUUAUCACACGGUUGAUGGAACGGCGUGCUGUCCUUCGAACUACUGGCUCUGGAGCACCAACCUCGGCGGCCAAGUACCCUGCUACUCUUCCCUAGCAGCGGCCAUGACACCCCCGCCCAUACCAGAUACGAUGGUAAAUCAACUCGACGCCACUGACAGUCCUCGUGAAACUCUCACCAGGGACAGGGUGAUAACGACGACAGCUAGCGAUGGACGCGUAUUCACGACCACCAUUGCUUCGAGCCGCGUCCCCGCGCUAACGAUGUCGCAAAAGCCAACGUCCGCCAUCGUCAACAUCGUGUAUACCAUGCAAUACCCCAUGGUACCACCCAAAUCAAAGAUGAACACAGGUGCAAAGAUAGGUAUUGGCGUUGGUGCGUCUGGAGCUGCUAUUCUAAUCGGAUUUGUGCUAUGGUUCUUCAUUCGGACGACAUCGCAUCGCGGGAGUAAGAAAAAAUUGCAGAGCCCGGAGCAGGUCAGUGUGUCACGCCGGUUUGGCAGUGGGGUUGAUAUGAGCCGGGUUGCGCAUCAGCCUGCGGGGGUGGAAAGGGUGUACAAUGGAAAGCAGUAUGCGGGCGCUUCAAGUUCUGCAACUGCAUAUUAG